AUGGAGGCACAAUUGGAGCAGCUUCUGGCGUCAGCCAAGCAGGCGGUCCAGGCCUUCGAGGGUCCGUUGGCCCAGGACGUCGAUGCGGCAUUGAGCCUGUCGCCAGACAACACGUCUGCCCAGUCGGGAGUGCUGCGGGCCAAGAUCGAAGAAACGAUUCAGACGCUCCACAAGCUCGAGCAGAUCAUCACCCCUCCGCAAGUUCUCUUCAUGGAUGCCGUGUUCGCCGCCACAAGCAGCAAGGUCCUGCUUUGCGCCUCGCGCUAUGGAUUCGCAGACAUUCUCGAGCAGCGAGGACCCCUUACCAUUCCGGAGCUUGCCGCGGCUACGGACGUGCAGCCCACCGCUGCGCACCAACUGAUGCGCUACCUCAUCGACGAGCUCGGAUUCUUCCAAUACGACCAAACGUCCACAACGCCGACGGUGCGCAACAACCGCGCCUCGGCACUGCUCCGCACCGACCACUGGACGACAUGGCACAACUGGGUCGACCAGUACGCAACGACGCACUACUCGAUGCUCACGAGCCUCCCCGACGCGGUCAGCGCCCGGUCCAGCCGCAGCGCGGCGCAGCACUUCUACGACACGGACGAGUCGACGUACGCGGUGAUGCAGGCGCAAGGGCUCACCGCGGGCUUCCACCGGGCCAUCGGCGCCUUCAGCGUGGCCGAGGCGCCGGGGCUGCUGGCCGACUACCCCUGGGGCGAUGAGCUCGUCGGCGGCGCCGCGACGCUGACGGACGUGGGCGCCGGCCAGGGCGACUUCGUCGCACAUUACCUGCGUGCGUUUCCCCGCGCGAAGGCGGUGGCGUUCGAUCUGCCCGGCACGGCGGAUCUGAUCAGGAAGAGGUUUGAGCGCGAGGCGUGGGCGGGCGGCAGGGCGCAGGUGCGGGCGGGCGACUUCUUCGCCGACGACAAUCAGCUCCCGGCGUCCGAGGUGUACUUCCUGCGGCUGGUGUUCCACAAUUGGGACGAUGACAAGUGCGUGAGGAUUCUGGAGAAGGUGAGGGAGGCCAUGGUGCUGAGGCCGGGCGUGAGCAGGGUGUUGGUGGUGGAGAUGGUCAUCAGGGAAGGGCGGCUGGGCAGUUUCGCCAGGUAUGGCGACAUCAGGAUGUUGACCAUGGUGAAGAACAAAGAGAGGACGUUGGACGAGUAUCGUGAGAUCGCGAGGAAGGGCGGGUUUGAAAUCACCGACGUCAUAACCCCAAGGGGAUGUCUCUCGCAGGUGUUGGAUUUGAGGCCCGUUUACUAG
This is a messenger RNA of Diplodia corticola, 1251 nucleotides long. RefSeq names its product o-methyltransferase 2. The record is from RefSeq and is a predicted model, not a curated record. The transcript has 2 exons. Gene Ontology annotation, molecular function: O-methyltransferase activity. The coding region runs from base 1 to 1251 and encodes 416 amino acids. NCBI's taxonomy places the organism in Eukaryota, Fungi, Ascomycota, Dothideomycetes, Botryosphaeriales, Botryosphaeriaceae.